Molecule: messenger RNA, 447 nt
Organism: Dichomitus squalens LYAD-421 SS1
Lineage: Eukaryota; Fungi; Basidiomycota; Agaricomycetes; Polyporales; Polyporaceae
Exons: 1
Coding region: 1-447 (148 amino acids)
Source: RefSeq, a predicted model, not a curated record
AUGGCCCUGGAGAUCACCUACCACGAAGCUUCUGAGGACGACCGCUCCACUGGGCACCCUCGCAUAUGUCAUGCAAUUUCCCAUUCCACCUUCUCCCUAUCCCUCCGCGAGAUCGUUCUCGGUUUUUUCGUAGCAGAAACCGGCGUCCCGCCGAUCCUGCCCCCUAAACAAUCCUGCGUGCUGCUCGAUAGCGUGCGCUCGUUGAGGUGGCUGCGCAAGGUACACCUCGCAGGCUACUGGUCAGACAUCUGCGUCAACGAUGUUGACAUCCUCACGAUGGCCAAGGCAUGGCCUAAGCUCGAAUCGCUCCAUCUACAGAUUCUACACAUGAACCAACCCCGGCUAGGCGAGUCGGUCCAAAUCCCUCCUCACCCAAGCGUCACCGCGCUCGUUCACCUUGCUCGUCAAUGUCGCAAACUGGCUCGACACUAUACCCAUCGAUUUUGA